Aspergillus aculeatus ATCC 16872 is the source of this 1503-nucleotide messenger RNA. Its product is annotated as MIP/aquaporin family protein. Gene Ontology annotation, cellular component: plasma membrane. NCBI's taxonomy places the organism in Eukaryota, Fungi, Ascomycota, Eurotiomycetes, Eurotiales, Aspergillaceae. Gene Ontology annotation, biological process: water transport; glycerol transmembrane transport. The record is from RefSeq and is a predicted model, not a curated record. The coding region runs from base 1 to 1503 and encodes 500 amino acids. Gene Ontology annotation, molecular function: glycerol channel activity; water channel activity. The transcript is spliced from 4 exons.
AUGGCGAACGCGCUCGAGUCGCACGAAAAAGAGGUGGAUGAAGUUCAUACGGAUCCGGAGGAGUUCCAAUCCCAAUCGUCUCCAUCAUCUGAAUCGUCCGAUUCGGACGACGAACCUUCUCACAGCCACAAAAAGUCGCAGCAGCCCCGAGAAAGACCCCCGAACAAACGACCCCCAGCCUCACGGCAGGCUACCGCACGAACUCAACGUACCGGUGACCUGCGAGACGAUGUUUCCCGGUCUCGGACCCAGGGGAGCCAGCCUCCCGGAGGGUUCUCGUUAGCAGGAUCCACUGCCUACUGGGGCGCGCCGCCUUCCUACGGACCCUACAUUCACCCGGAGUACCACAACCUCAACCCUCAAUACGGCAAAGACGAGCCCGGCAAGCCAGUCUGGAGUCUCGCCCAACCACUCCCUCACGUGGUCCGCGAUGGCAUGCGCUACGGAGCCUUGCCGGAGGAUCGCAAAGAGGAAGAGAGGGAGGAUGGACGAGCACGUCCUCCCCCGGCCGCCGAGGAACCGCCGACCGGGAUCCCUCAGACCGAAGAAUCCCAGCAAGAAGGAGAAGACCCGGACCAUGAUGGGUUCUUCAACAUCUGGUCGAAAAUCCGCUUCUACGCGAAAGAGCCAUUUGCAGAGUGGCUAGGAACAAGUGUGGCCAUCACCCUCGGUCUCUGCGCCGGUCUGUCGCACUACACCUCCCAAGAGCAGGCGGGGACCUACGUCUCGCAGUGCGCGGCGUGGGGGUUCGCAUUCAUGAUCGGGAUCUACAUGGCCGGUGGUGUCUCCGGCGCCCAUCUCAACCCGGCGAUCACCAUCUCGCUGUCCGUGUGGCGUGGCUUCCCGGCGCGAAAGUGCACGCUCUACGUACUCGCCCAGGUCCUCGGGGCCAUCACCGCCGGCGGCAUCGCCUACGCCAUCUACCACGACGCGAUCGUCGACCUCUCCGUCAAAUCCCAGCUGCCGCAGGCGCAGACGACCGCCAGCGAGGCCAUGCUGACGGGGCCCAAGUCGUUCGUGACGCCGGCGACCGCCUUCUUCGACGAGUUCCUCGGCAGCGCCAUCCUGGUCGGGAUCAUCUUGGCGCUGGGCGACGACGCCAACGCCCCGCCCGGCGCCGGUAUGCAGGCGUUCAUCAUCGGCAUCGUGAUCGCGGUGCUGCUGCUGGCUUUGGGCUACAACACCGGCGGCUGCUUCAACGCGCCCCGCGACUUCGGCCCCCGCCUGACCGUCCUCAUGGCCGGCUGGGGCGGCCAGGUCUUCACCGAGAAUAACGUCUGGUGGGUCUGGGGCCCCUGGGUGGCCGACAUCUUCGGCGGGCUGUUUGGCGCAAUGGUCUACGAUCUGGCCAUCUUCACCGGCGGCGAGAGCCCCAUCAACUAUCCCCCGCGCCGCCGCAAGCGCGCGCUGCUCAUCAAGGAGAAGAACUUGCGCAGCAAGCUGCGGAUUGGCCGGCACAAGAUCAAGGAUCUGGAGAAGGCGGUCGAGGAGAACCAGGACUGA